GUGCUUUUCCUUCCCAGUCGCCAUCACUUUUCAAGGUGCAGUCUCUCAAGUCGAGCUCAAAUACCCUUUUCGCUGCUAUUUCUCGAAGCCUGCAUCCUCUUCUUCGAGUGUCUUGCCGCCGCCUCACUCACAACUUGACAAUCCCACUCGACCGUCAGCCCCGCCUCGCGCGCCCAUUGUCCCUCCUCGACCUUCUGUCAGACUCAGCGAAGCGUGUCGACUGAUUCACUUUCGGACGCAAAUAAAAGCCAUCCAGGUUUCAUCAUAAUCACCAUUACGAUCAGCGAAUUCGUGUGCGACUAGACGAAGUAAUAAUGGCUGUCCGUGCUCAAUUCGAGAAUUCCAACGACGUUGGAGUCUUCUCUCGACUGACCAACUCAUACGCCAUUGUUGCCAUUGGCGCUUCCGAGAACUUUUACAGUGUCUUCGAGGCUGAAUUGCAGGAUGUUAUUCCUAUCUGCCACGCUACCAUUGCUGGUACUCGCAUUGUCGGUCGUUUGACGGCAGGAAACCGCAAGGGUCUCCUUGUCCCCACUACUACCACAGACCAAGAGCUUCAGCACCUCCGGAAUACACUGCCAGAUUCGGUAAAAAUCCAACGGAUAGAGGAGCGGCUAUCAGCCCUGGGCAACGUUAUCUGCUGUAACGACCAUGUUGCAUUAAUCCACCCCGACUUGGAACGUGAGACGGAAGAGAUUAUUGCCGACGUUCUCGGCGUCGAAGUCUUCCGACAAACCGUGGCCGACAACGUCCUGACUGGUUCCUACAUGGCCCUCUCCAACCAGGGCGGUAUCGUUCACCCCAAGACCUCCAUCCGCGACCAGGAUGAGCUCUCCUCCCUGCUGCAGGUGCCCCUCGUCGCCGGUAGUGUCAACCGCGGUAGCCCCGUGGUCGGCGCCGGCAUGGUCGUCAACGACUGGCUGGCCGUGACGGGUCUGGAUACGACGGCGACGGAGCUGAGCGUCAUCGAGAGUGUCUUCCGGCUGGGUGAGAUGGGUCCCCGUGGUGUCGGACAGGGCAAUGCCAACAAGGAGAGCAUUGUGGAGAGUUUUUACUAGAUUUUUUUCUCUCCUUCAUCCUCCACCGCGAUCGUCAUGUUGUUUAUGAAACCCAUUCCCAUACACAUUUUCCAAAAUAUCCUUAUUGUGCCAUGAAUGAUCCUAUGAAACACCCUUUCAAGUCCCGAGGAUUCUUUUCAGGUUUCCACAAGACUUAUCCAUUUGUAGAGCUUUGAGGAGAUAGCCACGAGAGAGAGAGGCGGAAUGCGCCGAACUGAGAACUGU
This is a messenger RNA of Aspergillus aculeatinus CBS 121060, 1283 nucleotides long. RefSeq names its product translation initiation factor 6. The transcript is spliced from 5 exons. The coding region runs from base 315 to 1058 and encodes 247 amino acids. Gene Ontology annotation, biological process: assembly of large subunit precursor of preribosome; maturation of 5.8S rRNA; cytosolic ribosome assembly. NCBI's taxonomy places the organism in Eukaryota, Fungi, Ascomycota, Eurotiomycetes, Eurotiales, Aspergillaceae. Gene Ontology annotation, molecular function: ribosomal large subunit binding. Gene Ontology annotation, cellular component: cytosol; preribosome, large subunit precursor; nucleolus. The record is from RefSeq and is a predicted model, not a curated record.